This is a messenger RNA of Nymphalis io (European peacock), 1791 nucleotides long. Its product is annotated as palmitoyltransferase ZDHHC6. Bases 303 to 1481 code for a protein of 392 amino acids. The record is from RefSeq and is a predicted model, not a curated record. Gene Ontology annotation, cellular component: Golgi apparatus. Gene Ontology annotation, molecular function: palmitoyltransferase activity; protein binding. NCBI's taxonomy places the organism in Eukaryota, Metazoa, Arthropoda, Insecta, Lepidoptera, Nymphalidae. Gene Ontology annotation, biological process: protein palmitoylation. The transcript has 8 exons.
GCAUAAUUGGGCGAAUAACGAAUAAUGGAAUGGUUAACCGGGUGUUGUCAAAAUAAAUAAAUUCCUAAUUUUACUUAAAUUUAAUUCUAUAACUUACGUUACAAAAUUCUUAUGUGACAAGAAUGUUACACAUAUAAUGUGUUGUUUUUUAACAAUAAUGAAAUGUCGUUAAUUAUCAAUAUAAAUAAUGAAUUUGUAGGUGCUAAGUAAAUUUAACGAUGUUUAAUGAUGUAUGAAGUUGAGAACCAUACAUUUUUAUUAUUUAACUAGGUAUUGUUAUAAAUUAUUAAUGAAUACGAAACAUGUCGUCACCAAUAAGACGCUUGUGCCAUUGGGGUCCAAUUGCAGUUUUAGGCAUAAUCAAAUUGAUAACAUGGUCAAUGGUGCAUUUGAUGGGGAUGUGGUGGCCACCUCACGAAAGUCUAGGUGCUGCCGUUCAUGCGGCUGUGUUCCUAGGUCUAGCUGCCUCUACUCUCUACUACUUCCUACAGGCCUUGCUCGAAGGACCAGGAUUUGUGCCAUUAGGAUGGAAACCAGAAAAUGAAGCUGACACAGAUUAUCUCCAAUAUUGUUCAGUUUGCAAGGGAUAUAAAGCACCCAGGUCGCACCACUGCAGGAAAUGUGGUCGCUGCAUAAAGAAAAUGGAUCAUCACUGCCCGUGGAUUAACUGUUGUGUCGGUCAUGCAAACCAUAGCUACUUCACAAUGUUCCUAAUAUCAGCUGUGUUUGGCUGUUUCCAUGCUUCUAUUGUGCUGUCCUUAUGCCUGUACCACGCAAUCAACCGUCUGUGGUAUAUCCACCAUGGUACAGGCCAGGAACCGAUGAUAUACCUCACUCUGACCACAUUGCUCCUCACUCUGCUGGCUACUGGCAUGGCUAUAGGCGUCGUCUUGGCUGUUGGGACUUUGCUAUAUUUGCAGAUACGGGGUAUCGUUCGAAAUCGUACCACAAUAGAAGAUUGGAUUAUAGAUAAGGCGGUCUGCAGGCGGGAAGAGCAGGGUCUGCCCCCCUUCGUGUUUCCCUACGACUUGGGGUGGAAGAGGAACGUCCACCUACUCCUCUUCGGGUCGCAGUACGACGGAAUACGGUGGCCCGUCAUCGACGGCUGCGGGACAUACGACCUGACGCUGGAGCAGCGCGCGCAGAAGGCGGACAAGCGGCAGCGCGCGCGGCUGUACACGGCGCGCCGGCCCUACUCGGGGCGCUGGCUGCCGCUCGCCGCCUACCCGCGCGCCGCGCUGGCGCCGCCCUGCAGCGACGAGCCGCGCCUGCCGCUGCGGCCCGGCCAGCGCCUGCGCGCCACCCGCCAGCGCCGACACUGGCUUUUCGGCGAGAAAUUAACGGAGGCAGGUGAUGGUGUGCGCGGGGCUCGCGGCUGGUUCCCGCGCGCGGCGGCCGCGCCCACCGCGGACGCGCCCCCCGCGCCCCCCGCGCCCCCCGCGCCGCCCGCCCAGCGCGCACACAAGCACAAGCCCGACUAGCUACGCGACGCCCACGGGGCUCGCGUGAGCCACGAACACGUCGGCCGCUCUGCGAGUCCAUAUUUAGUAUCAGUUAUAAGCAUUUCAUAAUCUUUUAUACUACUAUGAACUCAAUAUUUCAAACAACAACAAAUAUAACUAUUUAAAAAAUGAAAUAUCUCUAUUAGAUAGCAGUUUCAAUGACAAUAUUUAUUUAUUUAUAUCACAUAUAAUAACAUAUUUUUGGUAGUAUUAUAUUUGAAUUUAAAAGAAAGUGUUCCGAUCAACUUUCCAUUCAUUUAAAUAAUAAUUGUAAACUAUUGAUUUGAAA